Dermacentor silvarum is the source of this 3136-nucleotide messenger RNA. RefSeq names its product far upstream element-binding protein 1-like (gene Psi). Gene Ontology annotation, biological process: regulation of DNA-templated transcription. The transcript is spliced from 20 exons. Gene Ontology annotation, cellular component: cytoplasm; nucleus. Bases 51 to 2330 code for a protein of 759 amino acids. NCBI's taxonomy places the organism in Eukaryota, Metazoa, Arthropoda, Arachnida, Ixodida, Ixodidae. Gene Ontology annotation, molecular function: mRNA binding. The record is from RefSeq and is a predicted model, not a curated record.
UCUUUGGAUCACGUGACAAAUGUGCAACCGCCAUUUUGAGGUCUUGCAGCAUGUCGGAUUUUACCGCGGUUGCGCCGCCACAAUCAAAUAUUUCUAGUGGGUACGAUCCUAGUGCAGCGUUCGCGGAUGCUGUGCAAAGAGCGCGACAGAUCGCUGCAAAGAUUAACCCCCCAUCAAAUUCCGACGCGGGCGCUAUACCUGGCGGUGGAACCAAGCGGCCUCUAGAGGAUAGCAUGGACAGAAAUGAUGGUUCACCAGACGCCAAGAAACUGGCCGCCGUGAAUGACCCCUUUGGAGCGCAGCUAGCGGCACUGGCUCAACAGAGGGGAUCCCUAGCAAGCGCUGCGCCGGCUGUUGAAGAGUGGAGUGUACCCGACAAAAUGGUUGGACUAAUCAUUGGUCGGGGAGGCGAGCAGAUCAGCCGGCUGCAAGCGGAGUCUGGGUGCAAGAUCCAGAUGGCCCCCGAUUGUGGGGCUAUGUCAGAGCGACCCUGCACCCUGACUGGACCACGGCAUGCCAUUGAGAAGGCGAAAGAAAUGAUCAACCAAAUAAUAAGCCGUGGAGGGGAUCCAAGCCAGCUAAACGAUGGCCACGUCGUAGUGGAACUCAUGGUGCCGGGGCCCCGGGUGGGCCUGGUCAUCGGCAAGGGCGGCGAGACCAUCCGGGGGCUGCAGGAGCGAGCCAAUGUGAAGAUGGUGAUGAUCCAAGAUGGCCCCCAGCAGUCUAUGAUGGACAAGCCCCUCCGCAUCACCGGCGAAAAGAGCAAAUGCGAGUACGCCAAGCGCCUUGUGCUGGACCUCAUCACAGAAAAGGAGUUGGAAAACGUGCGCCGUGGCUAUGGUGGUGGAGGAGGCCCUGGUGGACCCGGCGGCGGUGGUGGCGGCGGCGGCGGUGGCGGCGGCGGAGAAUAUGGUGGGCCCCCUGGAGGAGGUGGUCCUGGUGGAGGAGGCCCGGGCGGUGCUUCCCAAGAAGUUCUGGUGCCCAAGCAGGCAGUAGGCGUGGUGAUCGGCAAGCAAGGGGACAUGAUCAAACGCAUCCAACAGGAGACUGGGGCUCGUGUCCAGUUUCAGCAGCCACAGGAUGACAAUGCCCCCGACCGCGUCUGUCUGCUCACUGGCGGUCCUGACCAAGUGCACCACGCUGCCUCGUUCAUUGGCGAGCUCAUCCAGAGUGUCCUGAACCGCAGCGGAUUCGCUCCGCACAGACAAUUUGGAUUUCCGCCACCUUUCGCAAGAGACCAGCAAAACAUGGGACGUGGAAGGGGUCGAGGUAGAGGGGGCUUUGAUGGUGGAUUUGGGCCACCAGGAGGCCCUGGCAUGGGUCGUGGCGGUCGGGGUCGUGGCCCUGGUGGGGAUGACGUGCACGAGGUUCAGUACACUGUGCCUGCCAACAAAUGUGGCUUGGUCAUUGGUAAAGGUGGUGAGGCCAUCCGUCAGAUCAACCAGCAGUCUGGUGCCCAUGUGGAACUGUCAAGGGCACCCCCACCAAACCCCGUGGAGAAAGUCUUCAUCAUUCGGGGCAAUCCUCAGCAGAUUGAGCAUGCCCAACAGCUUAUCAAUGAGCGGAUAGGUGGGCCUCCCCCAGGCGCGGCCAAUGGACAGGGUCCCCCUAAUUACCCGACCCAGUACCCACAGCCUUACCAACAGCCUCCGCCUCCCAACCAGCCAUAUGCCCCACAGGGCUGGGGAAAUGCUUAUCAGCACUGGCAGAACCAGAGUGCACCACCGAAUGACCCCUCCAAAGCAGCCGCCGAUGCCAAUGCAGCGGCCUGGGCUGCAUACUAUGCACAAUACUAUGGGCAGCAGGGUGGCCAGCCUCCACAGACGCCCCAGCCUCCGCAAGGAGCCACUGCUCCGGCAAUCCCCAAUCAAGCAGCCCCCCAGCAGCAACAGCAACAGCAGCCUCCACAAGCAGGGGCACCUGCAGGUGCACAACCUGACUACAGCCAAGCCUGGAUAGAGUACUACAGGUCCUUAGGGAUGUUCCGAGAAGCAGAGAUGAUUGAGCAGCAAACACGGGGUAACCAAAACCAGCAGAAGACUACUGAACCGUUGAAUAAGGGACAGACAGGUGCAUUCCCUCCGGGGAGCAGUGGCCCUGGGGCCCAGCAGCAGCCAGGCCAAGCUGCUGGUGCAGCACCAGGCCAGCCAGGGGCUGCAGGUGCCCCUCCACCGGCACAGGGCUACCCCUACUCUGGGCAGCAGGGGCCCCCUGCGGGGGCUCCCCCUACUGGUCAGCCCUCAUACGGGGCUCCCCCUGGUGGAGCUACAGCUGCCACAGCACAAUACCCGGGUUACAGCUAUCCAGGCUAUGGCGGUGCUCCCCAGUAGUGGCCUUCCUGCAGGAAUAAUGAUUUUGAGCUGUCUGCCCUAGAAGUGUGCUACUACCCUCUUGCCUACUUGCCCUUGGUCCUCUUGAUGAUGAUGAUGAUGAUGAUGAUGAGCUUGAUGGUCGGGAUGAUGCUUGGGGGAAUGUUCACGCUCCGGGGCGGUGUGGCACAAUGCAGAGCAGGCCCCUGAGAGAGAAUAACAUAACAGAAAUCAUUGCUGUCAAGAAAUUGGCAUUGUGAAGUCCUCCUCUGCUGCUGGAUUGCUUUAUUGUGCUCUUCACCACACCCUUAGUGCACAGCUCCAAUGGCCUCAUUUGUUUUUAGUUCUCGCCAUCGUGGAAAAAAAAAAAAAUGGAAUCCUAAGGUUUGGGCGCAAGAGAGCAGGCAGGCACGUAGCGAGCAACACAGCGACACACAUUCCGACAUGUUGCUCUUGAAGGGCAAGUGAUUGUGGCUUCCUGCGACGGUGUCUAGGUGCGGCUAAAGUAUGAUUGUGUAACACUGCACGUGCGCAUUAAAUUCAACACAUCUGGCAUGUCAUUUUUUUUUUAAUGCUCACACAACUCUCCAAACCCUCAGUAAUACUGCCUCGUGAGGCAGCACAAUAGUUAAACCAUCUGUUUUCUUUGUUCAUUACCUCUUCACACACUUUUAUUGUACAGUUCAUAGACUCUCUGCGCCAUCUCAUAUGAAUUUUGCCACGCAAGUAGAAUGGCCAUUGGGGUUUUCUUUUUCUCCCCUUCCUUAUGCUCCUGUUCCCCAUUUUGUACUCUGUCAAAUAAACUUGUAUGUGAGAAGUGCUUUUUU